GAAAAAAGAUUCUUUAAUGGCCACUUUCCGGGGUCACUUAAGAAGGAACAAGGCGUCCAUUAGGAGCGGUGCUGGGGGCGAUUAUAUAUACAAGCCUAUAUGGUUUGCAUACAGCUUAUGGAAACUUUUCUUGGUCAAAUAUAUGACUGCCACCCUACCAUAAACAGUCAAGACACGAUUUCUCUUGAUAACGAAACCCUCGAGCCCACAUCUCAAGAAUCAGAAUCAGAAAUCAAUGAAG
Molecule: messenger RNA, 241 nt
Organism: Acanthoscelides obtectus
Lineage: Eukaryota; Metazoa; Arthropoda; Insecta; Coleoptera; Chrysomelidae
Source: the annotation of a GenBank genome assembly